This is a messenger RNA of Stegastes partitus (bicolor damselfish), 1378 nucleotides long. RefSeq names its product coiled-coil domain-containing protein 43-like. The transcript is spliced from 5 exons. Lineage: Eukaryota; Metazoa; Chordata; Actinopteri; Pomacentridae. The record is from RefSeq and is a predicted model, not a curated record. The coding region runs from base 18 to 665 and encodes 215 amino acids.
GACCCCAAAGGGCCAAGAUGGCUGCGCCCUUGACAGACGCCGGGGAGUUUGAAAGCUGGCUAAAUGAUCGGCUAGACUCGUUAGAAGUAGACCGUGAGGUGUACGGGGCGUACAUUUUAGGGAUUCUACAAGAAGAGGAGAGCGACGAGGAGAAAGAAGAUGCGCUUCAAGGAAUUUUAUCCGCAUUUCUGGAUGAGGACACUAUGGAAGAUGUCUGUAAACAGAUCAUCAAGGAGUGGACAGAGUAUUGCAGUCGAUCAGCAGCCAAAAGAAAUGCUGAAGAUGCUGAGGUCCAGGCCAUUGCCAGUAUGAUAGAAAAACAAGCUCAGAUUGUGGUGAAGCAGAAGGAGGUGUCUGCGGAGUCAAAGAAACGGAAAGAGGCCCUUCUUGCCCAGUACGCUAACAUAACAGACGAAGAGGAUGAAGCUGAGGAAGAGGAGCCACAAAGUGGAAACGCCUUUGCUGGAAAUGAAAAAUCUCUGUUCAAGAACACCAAUGUGGAGGAGGUGCUCAACAGACAAAAGCAAAAGCGGGACCAGGCUCGUGAGGAUGCUCAGAAGAAGAAGGAAAGUGACAAGAUGCAGCGGGAGAAGGACAAACUAGCCAAACAAGACAGAAAAGAGAAGGAGAAGAAGCGUACACAGAAAGGUGAACGCAAAAGAUAAAACCAAAUGACAGGACACUUUGUAUGUGAAACGUUUUUCUUACAAGACAAAGUUUAAAAAAAGAACUAUUGUCUUCUACUCUUUUUAGCUAAACCUCCUCGGCACUGUCACUCAUGUUUAUCAGAUCCUCCUUGUUAAUUACAUUAUGUGUCUCAUAAUAUGUGUGAAAAUCAAUGAACUGGAUGUUGUGCAGAAACAAAAUUCAUUAUAUUUAUUUCUGAUUCUGAUUUAAUCAGAUACAGAUCGAUGUUAUCUUGGAAUAAAGCUGCAAAUCUUAAUCUAAAGACAACUGUGAUAGUCUCAUAUUGUUGGUCAACAAAUGUGACACGUGCUGUGGCUAAGUGUUGACCAAGUUACCCCAAAAUUAUACACCUGAAACACAAAUUGGACUGUUCAUGGUAAAAAUGGAGAAAUCCUUGUGAAGCAGCUCAGUCCACAUUUUCUGCUGUUGUCCUUUGUGCCAACACCUUGCAAAUGCCUUCUUUUUUUUUUUCUGCACAACUUCUGCGUCAAGGCCGGUGCUGCUGUCAAACUUCAUUGCUUGCAUUUCAAUGCUUUAGAUUAUAGUUUUACUGUGUAUACAUUUUGUUGGAGACUAAGAAGAAAGGAGCAGUUGGUAAAUUAUACCUCGAAUAUAUCAUGUACCAUCAUCUCAAUGUUUAUAAUGAGGUUCAACAUCUUUUUAAAUGAAUAAAAAAAGCAUUUUUCAGCAA